AUGGUCGAAGACCGUUGUCUCAGGAUUCCUGGCAGUUUUGGUGUCGGCACUAAUGGUCGUGCUUUGAAUGUAGAGCACAAGGCGCAGUGGUCUCUCCUUGGCCUCCGGCGUGACUCCGAUGGCUUCACAGGACGGGUAAUGAAGACAAUACUUCUGGGUGUCAACUGGUUCUGCAGAGACUUUCAAGAGCGACGGCAAUCGAUUGGCGGGAUGGACAACCUGUGGUUCCUCUUGGCUGACGUUACCGACUUCAACCCUGUGUGCACUUCGGCAUACACCCUGAAGGGAAGGUUGACGUUGGAGGACUUAUACUCAGCAGCGCAACGCCAGUCCGAGAAGUUCCCGAAGUACAAGCAACGGGUAACGUCUGUACUCAGAAGAUUUCACGGCGCCCGCUUUGAAGAGGACCCAGAUUUCAACCUCAAGAAUCACAUUCACGCCGUCAGUCUCCCGGAACCGGCCGGGAAACACGAAUUGAAUGAUUUGAUGGGCAAGGUCAUUGCUCAAGAGUGGGACCUGAAGCACCCGCUGUGGGAGGCCAUACUUGUUGAGAACUACAGGGACGAGACCGACGCUGAGAGUGCAUUGAUCAUGAGAGGUCACCACGCCCUCGCAGAUGGUCAAGGAUUCGGUUUCAGCCAGCUCCACAUCACUUCGUAUCACGACGAGUUGGUACACAAGAUGGACUCGGCGGCGGACUACCUCCAUGCGGUGAAGCGAGGAAAGGUACUACCUUCCAAGCUCCACCGCUCUCUCCGACCGCUCGACUUGCUGGCGACGAAUACAUGGACCGCACCACUGCUCGAACUCAUCAUGGCCUGUGCGUUCUGGUUUGUAUACGCUGUCUCGACGUUCGUCGGCCUCUUCUGGAGUGUCUACCAAGCCGCGCACCAGAUUGCUCUCUCCCCCUUUAGGGCCUGCUCAGGCUGGCGCGUCGGCAUGCUUACCGUGCCCCAGCCGGGCCCGCGCGUGACGGAGCGGGAGUUUGCCAGCUCGCGCGUGUUCAGCAUCAAGGACGUCAAGCUUUGCCAGCAGGCGUUCUCUGGCGCGAAGCCCGGUAGCGCAGUCGCUGGCGUUCCGAAGGAACAGCGCGAGAAGGCACGCACGAAGACGGGGCACGUCACGCUGAACGACGUCGUAUGCGCGGUGAUGGCGGACGUGCUCGGGAAGGAGAUCGCGUCCAGGCCUGCGAACCAGCUGAACGGCCUUUGGGAGCAGAAAAAGCGCAGGCUGAGGACGGUACCCCCGUCGCCUAGGAUUGGAUUCUUCAUACCGAUGAGCAUACGCACUCCUGGCGACUGGUCGAUGAGGAACCUAUCGACGGGGUCCAAGGUGGACUUGAACCCGUCGCCAAACCUCUCUAAGGAUGUCACAAUACGCGAGCUUCACGCACACAUCCAUCAGUGCCGUAGAGAGCUUUCUAUCCUGAAACGCAGCCUGCUUCCGAGGAUGUGUUUCAAUAUCCUGCAGUUGACGGGUCAGUUUCCUGCACUGCUCAACCUAUCCCUGCUGGCGGAACCGAUUCCGAAACUCAAGGAGCUGUGUAACAAAUGGCUGAUGAAGCCGAUAUAUGAUACGUUGUUGCAAUCAUUCCCUGUUGUUCUGACGAAAGGGGCUGCUAACAACGCGGAUGCAUUCAGCGUUCCUGGCCCCGCAAACAGCACGAUCACCUUGCAAGGCAAGGAAGUGCUCAAAUGGACCGUGCUCCCUCCUCAAGGCGGUAAAGGCACAAUCGGAAUGGGUAUCAUCUCGUAUGCUGGCGGGAUCUCCAUCGCCGUCGCUGCCGAUAAAGUGCCGUCGAGCCUCGGUGUCGCGGAACGGAUAUGCACAGGUUUUGAGGAGCGGUUUGAGCUCUACGUAAAAAGGGCGCGGGAGGUCUUGGAUCAUGUGGACUAA
Messenger RNA from Fomitopsis serialis, 1896 nucleotides. Its product is annotated as wax ester synthase-like acyl-CoA acyltransferase domain-containing protein. NCBI's taxonomy places the organism in Eukaryota, Fungi, Basidiomycota, Agaricomycetes, Polyporales, Fomitopsidaceae. Gene Ontology annotation, cellular component: plasma membrane. The record is from RefSeq and is a predicted model, not a curated record. Bases 1 to 1896 code for a protein of 631 amino acids. The transcript has 9 exons. Gene Ontology annotation, molecular function: long-chain-alcohol O-fatty-acyltransferase activity; diacylglycerol O-acyltransferase activity. Gene Ontology annotation, biological process: triglyceride biosynthetic process.